Messenger RNA from Lytechinus pictus (painted urchin), 2801 nucleotides. Its product is annotated as prostaglandin reductase 1-like. Gene Ontology annotation, biological process: prostaglandin metabolic process. NCBI's taxonomy places the organism in Eukaryota, Metazoa, Echinodermata, Echinoidea, Temnopleuroida, Toxopneustidae. Gene Ontology annotation, cellular component: cytoplasm. Gene Ontology annotation, molecular function: 2-alkenal reductase [NAD(P)H] activity; 15-oxoprostaglandin 13-reductase [NAD(P)+] activity. The record is from RefSeq and is a predicted model, not a curated record. Bases 391 to 1377 code for a protein of 328 amino acids. The transcript is spliced from 9 exons.
AUGACAAGAAAGAAAACCUCUAACCCUAAAUCCAUCACUUAGGCAAAGAUCUGCCCCUGGAUGGCGUUUCGUGGGAGUGGUUCAACAACCAAGAUAUUUGAGAAUGGGACUUUGGGUUAGCAAACAUAGAUUUGAUUGCGUAGAUUUCAGCUGAAUAAUGGUAGUUCCUGAUGGUAGUUGGUGGAUUGACCUAUCAUAAGCGUUGCGUCCUUUUGUCGUACACACUGCUGACACACAUUCUGUUUAGUCCAGAGUUCAAGGCAAAAACAUUCAACGAAACUCUGCCCCGGAACUCUGCAGACUGACCAACAGCCGGCUAUUGACGAUUGACCAUUGACGAGUGAACAACUACUGCCGUAUCCCUUACUUCAAAUCAUUAGAAGUCUCAACAUGCCUCGCAAAGGAAAAAGAUGGAUUUUCGCCAAGCACUUUGAUGGGUUUCCAAAGAAAAGUGACAUGAGACUUGAGGAGUUUGAUAUCCCAGCGCUCAAUGAUGGGGAAGUUUUACUGGAAGCCGAGUAUCUCUCUGUGGAUCCAUACAUGAGAGCUUACAGUCCUUCUCUAAAAACUGGAACAGUUAUGAUCGGACAACAGGUCGCCAAAGUCAUAGAAAGUCGCAAUGAGAACUUCCCAGUCGGAACGUGGACGCUUCCGAGGAGUGGGUGGACUACCCAUUCUGUCAACAAUGGAAAGGAACUCAGAAAGAUGCCUCCGUUACCGGCUGAUGUACCCCGGUCUUACGCCAUCGGGUCGCUAGGAAUGCCUGGCUUGACAGCGUACUUUGGUCUUCUGGAUAUCACCGACCCUAAACCAGGAGAGACUGUCCUGGUUAGCGGAGCUGCCGGUGCUGUAGGGAACGUUGUAGGACAGAUUGCUAAGAUCAAGGGAUGUCGAGUGAUCGGGUCGGCAGGAAGUGAAGAGAAGUUGGAAUAUCUGAAGGAACUUGGUUUUGAUGAAGUCUUCAACUACAAGACAACACCGGACCUUGAUGCUAAACUCAAAGAACUAGCCCCAGACGGAAUCGAUGUAUAUUUUGAUAACGUUGGUGGAGAGUUUGCUACUGCAGCAGUUCUCAACAUGAAGUUAUUUGGACGUGUCUCAUGCUGUGGAGCCAUUUCCGGUUACAACUUAAAAGAACCUGAGAAAUUAUCAUCAAUCUAUAGUAAGAUGGUAUUCAGUCAACUGAAGAUGGAGGGGUUUAUCGUCUCCAGAUAUCUACCACGCUGGCCUGAAGCAAUCGGUGUACUGGCACAGUGGGUCCAAGAGGGCAAGAUCAAGGUCCGAGAGCACAGGACUGAUGGGUUUGAGAACAUGUUCAAAGCAUUCACUGAACUCUUCACCGGAGCUAACACAGGAAAGGCUAUCGUCAAAGUCUAGGUUUUAUCUCCUCUUAAGGACGAGAAAAGAAUUCGUGAUCACAUAAACGCUGAUGUUCGAGUAUAUUUGAACACCGUUUCCUCGAAAAAUAAAUGAGGGGCAAAUACUGAUUUGUAAAAAUUAUAUCAGAAAGAAGCAGUAGGUCCCAGUUUUUUUUAAGAGGAAGCACCAAAACCACUGUAGGUACGGACAUUUUCGUGAGUAGUGAUUGUUGUCCCGGAGUGAGAAAAGGGCAGAAUAUAUACCCACCUAAUCUUUUCAGGAUCUUAAAGAUAUUCCUCAAAUAGAUACAGAAUUGAAUGGUGCCUUCACUAGCAGGUUGUUGUAAACAAGAACCAUGACAUGCAAAUAAUUAUAUUUUUAUUUUCCAUAAUUCGUCCAUGGUGGCUAAUAUUUCUUGAAGUAUAGCAAUAUAAAAAACGAAAUAGGGAGAUGAUAUACGAAGAAAGAGUACAGCUACACUCUAAAGAAUGUUGGUUAAAAUGCUCCAUGUGGGUAAUUAUGUGUCCAACCAACAUUGGGCAUUUCUUUUUGGCAUUUUCAUUUAUCCAGUGUGAUGAACAUUUUGCCCAUUCUAGAGUAAUUGCUGCUUAUUUUUAACCUUACUGGACAAUAUGCUUCCCGCAUUGGGUAACAAUUGCCCAAAAUUGGUUGGACACAUAAUUACCCUCGUGGUGGUAAAAUUUUAUCCAAUAUUUUUUACAGUGUAUUAUACAGUGCGUAUCAAAAAAAGUUUACACCAAAUUCUGUAAAAUUAUACAUUUGUAAUAUCCUGAAGAUUUUUCCUCAUUUUAACAUUGGUACAGAUCCAUUUAAUCAAAUGACGAUAUAACUGUCGAAAAAUAUUUCGGCUUGAGUGAGCACCACUUACUUUUGAAAAGUUAGUGAAAAAUGAUUUGCACAGAACCUUGAAAUAGUUAUGUGAAUAAAAGUAGACCUUAAUCAUGAAGAACACGUGGAAUAUAGCUAGUAGAAUUGAUUUGAAGGUCUCUUUUACCUUUUUAAACUUGUUUCCUUGCCCAAAACACUUCGAAGAAUGCAUUGUGCCUCACCCCACUCCACCACACACCGAGGCCAUCGUGACGAUAUUUGCUUUACACUGAGCUGUGAUUUACAUGAAAUGACUUAGGCUUGAUUUUCAUUUUGUUUAUCAUUUUCAAGCUUGGGAAAAGUGUGGAGAAACAAGUAUUAAAUAAAAAAUGAAAUCUAAACCCACUUAAACUGAUAAAAACUUAGUGAAAAAAAUGCUGGAGAUGUCUGAUAGAAACUUUUGUUCAGAUUCAGUUAUGUCCUCAGAUCCAGCUGGCACAAAAAGUGUAAAAUUUUCUUUGAUACGCACUGUAAAAGAAUGAUUGUGUCAUAUUAAAGAUUUUUUUCCCGUAAAUAGCACACAAAGCUUUACAAUAAAGAUGAAAAUUAUCAGA